Molecule: messenger RNA, 1572 nt
Organism: Phaeoacremonium minimum UCRPA7
Lineage: Eukaryota; Fungi; Ascomycota; Sordariomycetes; Togniniales; Togniniaceae
Product: putative farnesyltransferase alpha subunit protein
Exons: 3
Coding region: 1-1572 (523 amino acids)
Biological process (GO): protein farnesylation; protein geranylgeranylation
Cellular component (GO): protein farnesyltransferase complex; CAAX-protein geranylgeranyltransferase complex; cytoplasm
Molecular function (GO): CAAX-protein geranylgeranyltransferase activity; protein farnesyltransferase activity
Source: RefSeq, a predicted model, not a curated record
AUGCCCCCCAAGGCAAAGGCCCAAAAGCCCAAAGAGUCUGAAGCACAAGCACCACCACCUCCUCGCACCGUCAACGAGCGGUCUGCCCAGGUCUUUGCCCACAGCCAUCCCUUCGCGGCCAAGCUUCAACAAUCCGGGCCCAGCAGCCUCACCCCGGCCGAGCGCUCCGCCUGGGUUGCUAGCCACUACGUGCACGGCGGCGCCGGCCCCGCGGCCUUCUCCAAGAAGCUCGGAACCAAGGCGCAGAAGGACAUCUGGAAGGCCGUCAACGAGGCCAGCCUGCCGCUGCGCCCUGUCAAGAAGCAGACGAGCUGGGGCCGCGACCGCUACGGCCGCGACGUCGGCGAGUACACACUCGAGGAGUUCGCCGCUCGUGCGGACAAGCAGACGCGCCUGACGGCGCUGCUGGCUGCGAGUAACCGGUUCGGCGAUCGUAGGGCACGGCAAAGGGGCGACGUUGGGAAGUCGGGCUCGGGAGACCCGGGUGCAGCCGUGACUGACGAGGAGGUUGAGGAGGAGCGCGGCAGGAGGAAAGAUAUUGCUGCUCUCAAGAUGGAGCUCUACGGCCAGAGGACCGGCCCAUAUGCCAUGGAUCCGGCGUGGGAUGAUGUUAUUCCUAUGCCGAUUGAAGAGCCGGAGGGCGCUUUGGCGGCGAUCGCGUAUCCGGAGGACUAUGCUGAAGCCAUAUCCUACCUUAGAGCGGUCAUGACCUCAAAAGAAUACUCGCCGCGCUGCCUGCGACUGACCGAGCAUGUCAUAUCAAUGAACCCGGCACAUUAUACCGUGUGGCUAUACCGGUUUUCCAUCGUCUCAGCGCUCGGCUUGCCUAUCGAAGACGAGAUCGCCUGGCUGAACGAGGUAUCCCUCGAGCACCUCAAGAACUACCAGAUCUGGCACCACCGCCGCCUGCUCAUGGACUACUACUACCCCACCAUCUCGAGCGACCCCGAGAAGCUCGCUCAGCUGGUGCGCUCCGAGCGUCGCUUCAUCGCCAGCAUGUUCGCCGAGGACGCCAAGAACUACCACGUCUGGAGCUACCGGCAGUACCUGGUGCCGAAGCUGCGCAUGUUCGGGCCCGAGGAGCUCGAGUCGACGGAGGCGUUCAUCACCGAAGACGUGCGCAACAACUCUGCCUGGUCGCACCGCUUCUUUGUGGUGUUCUCGGACCCGGCGCAUGCGACCCCUGAGAGCCACAGCACGGAGCAUGACCCCAAGGUGCCCUCUGAGAUUAUUGACAGGGAGAUACAGUACGCGCAGGACAAGACUUUCCUGGCGCCACAGAAUCAGAGCGCGUGGAAUUACCUGAAGGGCGUAUUAGUCAAGGGUGGCAGGCCGCUGAGCAGCGUUGAGGAGUUUGUGACCCAGUUUGUGAAGGAUUUGGGUGUAGAAGAGAGUGAGAAUGUACAGAGCACUCAUGCGCUGGACCUCCUAGCGGAGAUAUAUGCAGAGAAAAAUGAAGACGAGAAGGCGGAUCUAUGUCUGCGCAGGUUAGGAGAGAAGUGGGACAGGAUACGGACGGGCUAUUGGGAGUGGAGGAGGGCAACGCUCAAGGAGAAAGCGGCUAGCAAGUGA